Molecule: messenger RNA, 2212 nt
Organism: Ixodes scapularis (black-legged tick)
Lineage: Eukaryota; Metazoa; Arthropoda; Arachnida; Ixodida; Ixodidae
Product: leukocyte elastase inhibitor-like
Exons: 5
Coding region: 441-1574 (377 amino acids)
Molecular function (GO): serine-type endopeptidase inhibitor activity
Source: RefSeq, a predicted model, not a curated record
AUCAUUUCUUUUUUUCACCAAUUUGCUUACCGUCUGCAACUUCGUAGCUAUCACCAGGCGGUGUGGGAUAUCACUAGGAUGACCCCUGGGGGGAUCGCGUGCAAAAAGAUAAAAAUAUCACUACCCGCCUCCUCCCCCCCCCCCCCCCCCCCCCCCCUGCCAGGGAGUCGCCGAUUUUCCUGUCGGCGUUACCCCGGUACCGGACCCACUGGGAGUCAGGAUGGAGACUUUGGGCUGGAGCCACGUGGAAGGGAGUCCCAACAUUUCUCCGUCCCGCCUGUCCCCAGCUGUGUCAGAUAGCACCAACGUCUUCAGCCGUGGCUCACGCCGCAGGGACGUCGGCGCCCUCCGGGCCGCCGGACAAGUCAAGGCAGGGACGGUUUUCCACAGGCAGCUUGGACUUUUCCGGUUGUCCGCCCUCACGAGGCGAUGGCCACGGGAUGGACAAGGUGGUGCGCCGAUCCAACCGGUUCUCGUUGCGGCUCUUCAAGCGCGUCUCGUCCCUAGACUCGCGGUCCACGGUUUGCCUGUGCCCAUUCGCCGUGUUCCACGCGCUGCUCAUGACCUACGCGUCUGCCCAGGGCAACACCAAGCUCCAGAUGGCCAAGGCCUUCAAGGUGAACAAGAAGUACGACCUGCAUAGCGGGUUCCAGGCGCUGCUCCACGUCCUGCAUCGGGAAAAGCCGGAGGUGCGGCAAGAGCUGGCCUGCCACGUGUUCGUGGAGCGCAGCUUCCCGUUGGCACCGGCCUUAAGGUCGGUGCUGACCGACAAGCACCUGGCCGAGGUGCACCUAGUCGAGAUGAGCAACGCGCCCGAGCAAGUGCGCAGCAUCGUCAACAGCACCGUCGAGAGGACGACGGUCGGCAACAUCUGCCAGCUCCUGGUCUCCGGCGUCGCCGACCAGGACUCCAAGAUUCUCUUCUUCAACUCGCUCACGUACAAGGCGAACUGGGAGAAGCCGUUCCCCAGCCGCAAGGCCGUCACCGAGAAGCAUCCUUUCAAGCUGAUGGGCGGCGCCGACAGCACGGCAGAACUGGUGUGCAUCUCGGGCUUCUACCGGCACCACCGGGACGCGGACAUGAAUCUGCUCGUCGUCGAGGUGCCCUUCAAGUCCGGCCAGUUGAGCAUGGUCCUCUUCCUGGGUGACAACCCCUGCAGCCUCAAGCGCUUCCACAAGCACCUGACCGUCGAGCUCUACGAGAAGCUCAUCGGCCAGCUGAGUUACGACGAGAACAUCACGGUGAACGUGCCCAUGCUGAAGCUGGAGGAGACGGUGCAGCCCUCCUACACGCUCCAGCACAUGGGUUUCGUGGACCUGUUCGACGAGCACGCGGACUUGGGGGGCACCGGCAAGGGCCUUUUCGUCUCGGACAUCAUGCAGAAGGUGACGCUGACCAUAGAUACCACGGGGAUGUCUGCUUCGGCCGCAGUCUCGGUGGCGCUCACGGACUACUACACCGAGGAACUGCCCAAGGCGUACCGGGACGUGCCCAGCACAAGGCCCUUCAUCUACGUCAUCAAGAACCAGGAGACGGGAGUCAUCCUCUUCAUGGGUGCGGUCCAGGACCUGUGACCAGGAGCCGCGCUCUCAUGAAGUCCGAGACAUUUUGACCAGCCAUGCCAAGUGUUUUUUUUUUUUUUUAAUUAGUUAUGAAGAGUUUCUUUGACUUGACAGCAUUGGAGCGUUUUUGCAAACAAGCAACGGGGUUGGUCGAAACAGCACGUCUGUAGUUCUGGGACAGGUGGCCUUUUUUGCUGAUGCCGACCCGUCCAUAACGAAUACCACGCCCGACUGUUUUAUGCACGAAUUGCUCUGGUAAUUAUGAUGGUGGAAAGGGGGAGAGAGGGGGGGGAGGCCUAGAACAUGCAUUAUUAUUAAAAUGCAAAGUCCAGCCUUUGGUGGGAGACCAGGUGACGGCGCCCUCCGUUGCGGGACCUCUGAAGCGUGCCCUGUAACACGUGGUACGCCUACUCUCAUUUUUAUACUUGCAAUAUACCUUACGGCGUUCUGACAACGCUGUGACGUGCAUAGAUUGUUGUACGAAUAUCAAUUCACACUUCCGGACGUUUCUGCGCGUCUACUUCACCACGAUGCGCACUGAUCUUUGAGCACCAAUCACUGAUCUUCAUUGAUUUAGUUCAGCCAGUGAGAGGGUAAUCUGUAUCAUCAGUGAUAGAACAGUCUCGUUAGCAGUAAAGACGUCAGCUCUU